CCGGGCACGGUGCGGAUGCGUGAUGUUCUCGCCCCGGCCUUUGACAACUGAAAAUGCCAAAAGGUAGCUAAGCAGCAGCAGUCCCUCGUCCAAUCGAUAACCGCAGCACAGAAAGUGCUGAUCAGCCAAUCAAGGCGAGUAACUAAGCGAUAUAGGGGUGCACUCAAAGCGCACCCCCGAAUAAAAGCGGAGAGCAAAAAGCGAGCUAGAACCCCGAGCCCCAGAAUGCGGAUGUGGAUGUGGAGGCCGCAGGCUGUGCAGCUGCUGUUUGUGAUGGGCUUGUGGGUGAUGCAAGGUCAGGCGCAGCUGGAAUCGGAGGCUCUAGCAGCGGGAUCUGGAUCCCCAUCCCCUGGCCCAUCCCCGCGGAACCGCAUCAAGGCGGAAGCGGAUGCCCUGAUGACGGGCGACAGCUUCAACAUUCGCCACGGGCGCUCUCGUUCGCAUUUCCUUCACUCGAACAGCAGUGGGAGUGGCUUGGGUGGCACCACCCGCCUCCUCCUCAUCACACCCACCCCGUUGCCAGGGGCGGGUGGCACAUCCCCAGCUCCCGUCACGCAUAAAAUCCGCAAAUUGCACAAGAAGAAAAUCAACGAGAGCAUACGCAAGAGCGUGGACAAAAGUCUGGGCCUCCUCCAUCCGCCCAAGAAUCAUCGCAGUUUGGCCGAGGCCGAGCAUCUGCAGGGUCGUCCUGCCAGCGCCGAGGACACCGAGGACACGGCCCUCAGCGAGGUCAUGCAGCUGGCGGAUGAGAUUGAGCUGGAGAGUUCAUUCGCCACGGCGGUGGCCCCCACAACAACAGGUGAUCCGGAUAUCGGUGUCAGGCAGGCGCGCCAAUUUGUGCGUGAUGAGGCCAAUUACCAGAGGGAGCAGGAGCAGGAUGAUACCCUCGACGCAGAGGAGCAGGAGGAUGAGGAGGAGGAGGAAGAGGUGGAAGCCACCACAAAGCCAAAAAUAACCAGAACCCGCCUGCUGCCGGUGAAUGGCACUUGGGAGCGAAGGGGCACGUUGCCUCGCGACUCCUCCUCGGAAUCGGAUUACGAAAGCAAUGCCCUGGAGGAGGAGGAACCCUUCGGCAAGCAGCCCUCCCUCAACGAAAGCCUCGGCACCACCGAGUGGAUGGACGAGGCUCCGGGAGGCAGGGAACCCGAGGCGGAGGCCAGAGCCCAGGUAGCCUCUAGCAUGGAGGUCAAGCAGAUCAGCUUCGACAGCUCCGACUCCGAUUCCGAGUCCUCUCUCGAUACCUCCGAGGUCACCAUGGACGAUGGCUAUCCGCCGGAUGUGCAGAUCGAUGACAAGACCAAGCAGCUGGUCAUCGGCGAUGUGGUGGGCGAGGAGGAGGCCGAGGACAACAUGGAGUCCAGCCAGAUAACCGCCGACGUGAUCAACGCCCGCGACAGCAAGAUCGAUCUGGUGUCCAAGUUUCUGCAGUACAUCGAACAGCAGCAUUUGAUGGGCUCAAAUUGUGUGGCCGGCACCUCACUGAAUCUCGGCGAGGGCGUGGUCGACCGCUAUGCCCAGGACAGGUUCCGCGUGGAGGCCGAGGUGGCCGUCAAUCGCGCCAAUAUGCUGACCAGAAUCUUCAAGACCACCGGCCGCUCGGUUCAGGAGGAUGUCAACCUGCUGCACGCCUCCGUGCUGUCCAUGGUGGAGUUCGACGAUGAUAUAUUCGCGGCCGGAAAUUGCUUCGAUUGGAACGAGCAUCCCGCGCAGCUGGGCCUCUUCUGCCCCUUCGCCUACCGCCUGCCGCCUCCGAAUCUGGGGGCAGUGUUCGCCAAGGAUCUGGCCAUGGAGUACCACUAUCUGGGCAACACCUCCGAGUGGUUCUUCCUGGCCCGCAAGAAUGCCGAGAAGGUGAUAGCCCGCAACGAGCAGUAUCUCAAGUCCUUUCAUCUCUACUCGAACCGCACGGAGGAGCGCAUCGAGGACGACACGCUGGCUGUGAAAUAUGAGGAUGGCAGAUGGUCAAAACCGUAUUACGACUGCGGUGGCGGCAACAUUUGGAUGCUAACCUACACGGUGCCGUUCUUUGGCUACGAGAACGGCACCUAUCACUUUAAGGGCACAUCUGGCAUCGAUAUUGACUUGCGGCGGGUGGACAUCGACCAGUGUCCGCAGAGGCACACGCCCGGCACCAAGAGACCGCUGAACAUCUUUGCCGGCACGGACAAAUGCAAGCAGCGCACCACAAUGUGCGAGGCCAUCAUGGGAUUGGGCUUUCGGCGCGGCUCCUACAAAUGCCUGUGCCGCAAGGGAUUCUACUUCCCCGACAUCGUCUCGCAGCACAAGUUCUUCAACGGCAGCCUGCUGGAGGAGGAGUACGAGAAGCUGAUGCUGGGCAAGAACUCCACGUACAACAGCAACAGCGAGUACGAGUGCCUGCCCUGCGCCGAGGGCUGUGACUCCUGCGAGGACUCCUCGCCCUGCAUCGCCGCCCUCAACUGGCCAAUGCGCACCAGCAUCCUGGCGCUGGCCUGCAUCGUGAUUGGGCUCCUGCCGCCGGCAGCCUGGUUCACCUUCCGCUACCAGCAGGUUAAGGUUGUAAGGGCCGCCAGUCCGGCUUUGUUGCGGGUCAUCGCCUUGGGUGCAUUCUUUAUUUACUGCACGAACAUUGUAAUGUAUCCAAACCCCAAUCUGUACACCUGCACCGCCCGCAUUUGGCUGCGCGAGAUUGGAUUCUCACUGACUUAUGGAGCUCUGAUGCUAAAGACCUGGCGAAUUUCGGUUAUUUUUCGAGUUCGCUCGGCGAAGGCUGUAAAAAUUACAGAUGCUGCUCUGCUAAAGAGACUGGGCAUCAUCUGCGGGGCCAUUGGAACCUGCCUGCUGGUCAGGACACUCGUAUCCCCGCCGGAUGUGGUGGUGGGUCGCACUGCCGACGAUCUGAAGGCCUUCCUCUGCAAGACCGACUGGUGGGACUACACAUUCACAUCGAUGGAGGUCCUGUUCUUGGCCUGGGGCGUUCGUUUGUGCAUCAUGGUGCGGAAAGCGCCGUCGGAGUUCAACGAGAGCCGCUUCAUAUCGAUGGCCAUCUACAAUGAGUUCCUGCUCACCUGCUUCCUUAACGUUUCCAUGCUCUUCCUGCAGUCGCCCGCCAAUCCGGAUUUGCUGUACAUCAUCUUCUUUUGCCACACGCAGCUGACUGUUACGCUGCUCCUGGCCCUAAUCUUUGGCAGCAAGGUGUACAUCGUGCUGCGUAGCGGCAAAUCGCAUCAGGAAAACAUCGGCCUGGGCACCAAGGCAUCGGGGGCAAAAUUCAAUUUUCGUCCUCAAGUGCGCACUUUUGCCAAUCCCAGCUCGGUGACCACCUCCACGGUCCCGGUGGCGGGCACCACAUCAGCAGAAACGAAGCUCUCCGAUCAGGAGGCGCUGGAGGAGAUCCGUCAGCUGAGCAUGCAGCUGCAGCGCAUCCAGGAGAUGGCUCCGCCCAAGGGCGUGGCGGUGAUGACGAUCUCCAGCCUGCUGGAUGGUCUCAAGACCCCGGGUGGCCUGAUGGUGGUGGCAGCGGCGGCGGGAGCCACGGCCCAUGGAGGCCACACGGCCGGCAAUCGCCAGAGUGCCCUACCCUUGCUGGCUCUCAACGUGGAGAUGCAGAAGUACAGCCAGCAGAACAACAACUCGAAUGGGCGUGGCAGUGCCCGGGCCAGUAUUCCCACCAUGGUGCUGGAAACCCCGCCCAGUUCGACUCCGCCCUCGGCGGCGUACGAGGAGCGGGCCAUGAACACGGAGCUGAGCGGCGACGACUUCCGGGAGCAGCUGCUCCGGCGGACGGCCGAUGGCCACAUCAUCUGCAGUCGCUGCCUGGACGCGUCCAAGGAGCACUACUACUGCUGUCCGCCGCGCAGCGCCUGCGAUCACAUGGGCUCGCCCAAGGACGAGGGUAGUUUGAGCUUUGCCAACAUCAAGCUGGAGUGCAUGUGCUCCCAGUCGGAGGACCUGGACCAGGAUCAGGGUCAGCGAAGUCCACGCAGGAGGCCCACAGUGCGAACGGCUGCCACCAAUACUCCGCCGACCAGCUGCAAGCGGCAGCCACGCAACCUUUUGGAGGCCGACCUGAGCAUUUCGUAUCAAAUUUGUGAUAACUGUAGAAGUAAGUACAAGCUGACUGGCCGCCGCCGGAGCGGCAGCUACUCCCAGGCGCAGGCGAAUCCGCAGCUUGGCCAGCAGCCGAGUGGCCAGCAGGCGCAUCCUCCGAUCCAAUCCCGCAGCAUCGAGGUCCUGGAUCGCACAACGGCCGCCGAAAUUGAGGGAGGCGAGGCGAGGACCAAGGCGGCCCAUUCCACGGACGACAUAGUCCUGUUCACCAGUUCCGGAGCCACGGAAAAGGCGGAGAUUGAUGGUGUCCAAGGUCAGCUGGAGACGGAACCACUGGCGGCACCUUCUUCCCUGGGCAAUGUGUCCAAUAACUCGAACAACUCCACCAGCGGCAGUGGAGGCACCAGUCGUCCCAAGAGGCCGGAUAAGUUGGUCUUGGAUCUGAACGAUCGGUCCAAGUACACCAAAGAGGUUUCCGUGUAAAGAGAAUGAAUUUUGGCCAGCCAGGCAAAACUGUUCGGCCAUUAUUAUCAUUUUUCCAGGAUAUUAUUAACUAUUUUUAGGAAUUAUGGGAAUUUUUUUAUUGACUCAACAUUUUUAAUUAAAAUAUUUUAAAUAUUUGCAAUGUUGAAGGGUUUGAUUUUGCAACCCGCAAUAAAUUAAUUUUCUAGGCAUUAUGAAAACCAAAUCGUUUUGGUUUUGAACUGGUCGAACAUAUUUUCGCUUUGGCUGGCGGCAAUCAAAAAUGUUUUAUGCUUAGGCCACAGUUGAAUUAUCAAAGACUUUAUUAAAUUAUAUUUGUACAACUAAUUAGAUA
This is a messenger RNA of Drosophila takahashii, 4846 nucleotides long. RefSeq lists its product as uncharacterized. Gene Ontology annotation, biological process: G protein-coupled receptor signaling pathway. NCBI's taxonomy places the organism in Eukaryota, Metazoa, Arthropoda, Insecta, Diptera, Drosophilidae. The record is from RefSeq and is a predicted model, not a curated record. Gene Ontology annotation, molecular function: G protein-coupled receptor activity. Gene Ontology annotation, cellular component: membrane.